Sphenostylis stenocarpa is the source of this 1596-nucleotide messenger RNA. The record is from the annotation of a GenBank genome assembly. Lineage: Eukaryota; Viridiplantae; Streptophyta; Magnoliopsida; Fabales; Fabaceae.
AUGGAAGAGAAUUCUGCAGUGGAGCACCAUUAUUAUUACCCUCUUCCUUCUUCUGCUGUAAAAGCUGAUCCCAACAACAAUGAUGAUUACAAGGAAGAAACUUGUGCUGAGGAAGGUAGCUCUCACAACAAACCCAGCACAUUACAGGGUAGGUCUGACCUCAACAAAUAUGCACUUGGUGGUGCUAUCUUGGCUUCUACAAACUCCAUUCUCUUAGGUUAUGACAUCGGGGUGAUGAGUGGUGCUGUACUUUUUAUAAGGCAAGAUCUCAAGAUCACAUCUGUCCAAGUGGAAAUCCUUGUGGGGUGCUUGAAUGUGUGUUCCCUGAUUGGGUCUCUUGCUUCAGGUAGGACUUCAGAUUGGAUUGGAAGGAGGUACACCAUAAUGGUUGCUGCAGCAACAUUCCUAAUUGGUGCUAUUCUGAUGGGGUUAGCCCCUUCCUUCCUAUUUCUCAUGGUUGGUCGAGUAGUUGCUGGCAUUGGUGUUGGAUACUCCCUCAUGAUUUCACCAGUGUAUGUGGCUGAGCUCUCUCCUGCUCUCACUAGAGGGUUCCUUACAUCACUUCCUGAAGUCUUUAUCAGUGUUGGUAUUCUACUUGGUUAUGUCUCCAACUAUGCUUUCUCAGGCCUCCCAAAUGACAUAAAUUGGAGGCUCAUGCUUGGUGUCUCGGCCUUGCCAGCAGUUGCAGUGGCACUUGGUGUCUUGGCAAUGCCUGAGUCACCUCGCUGGCUAGUAGUCAAGGGAAGGUUUGAGGAAGCAAAGCAGAUUUUAAUUAGAACAUCAGAGAACAAAGGAGAAGCUGAAUUGAGGCUUACUGAGAUACAAGAAGCUGCUUCUGCUUCCAUCACAAACAAGGACAAAGAAGGUUCUUCUUCUAAUUCUUCUAAUAAUUCAGGAAUGUGGCAUGGACAAGGGGUUUGGAAAGAGUUGCUUGUCACACCUACUCGCCCUGUAUUGAGAAUCCUUGUUGCUGCCAUUGGUGUUAACUUUUUCAUGCAGGCUUCUGGGAAUGAUGCUGUGAUAUAUUACAGCCCUGAAGUGUUUAAGGAAGCAGGAAUUGGGAAUGACAAGCACCUUAUGGGGGUUACAAUCAUCAUGGGAACAGUCAAGACUUUCUUUGUUUUGAUUUCAGCCAUGUUCUUGGACCGGUUUGGGAGAAGGCCCAUGUUGCUGUUGGGCUCAUGUGGCAUGGCAAUUUCAUUGUUUGUGCUGGGCUUUGGUUGCACCUUUCUUAAGUUCUCGGGUGGCAUGAAAGAUGAAUGGGUCAUUGUCUUGUGUGUGGUUGCUGUGUGUGCUACAGUUUCGUUCUUCUCUAUUGGGCUUGGACCCACAACUUGGGUGUAUUCUUCAGAGAUUUUUCCUCUAAGGCUAAGGGCCCAAGGUUCCAGCUUGGCCAUUUCUGUGAACCGUCUGGUGAGUGGGAUUGUGUCAAUGACAUUCCUUAGCCUCUCAGAGGCAAUAACAUUUGGGGGCAUGUUCUUUGUGCUUGGUGGGGUGAUGGUGUGUGCCACACUUUUUUUCUAUUGCUUCUUACCAGAGACCAAAGGCAAGAACUUAGAGGAAAUUGAAGCUUUGUUUGAUGAUCAGGCACAUUGA